Messenger RNA from Pseudomassariella vexata, 1349 nucleotides. Its product is annotated as short-chain dehydrogenase/ reductase-like protein. The transcript is spliced from 3 exons. Lineage: Eukaryota; Fungi; Ascomycota; Sordariomycetes; Amphisphaeriales; Pseudomassariaceae. The record is from RefSeq and is a predicted model, not a curated record. The coding region runs from base 182 to 1120 and encodes 312 amino acids.
GGAACAUUUCGGGGCUACGAAAGGGAAUUCUUGACGGUCAUGACCGACUUGAAAAUACUAUUUAAGGCAUUGUGGGCCACUUUGUUGUUGCAAGUGUAGAUUCUCAUAACUCAACUCAGCUUUUCACACUUUGAAUUGCAGCUUCUAACCUAGCUCCCAGUGCAUAUCAGCUACCAAAAACAUGUCUUCGCCGCCAACUUACGAGAGUUUCAACCCAGGCAACGACCUUCCUUCAUUGGCGGGAAAGGUGGUUCUCGUCACAGGAGGAACCGCAGGUCUCGGCAAAGCUUCCAUAGAGACACUCGCCAAACAUGGCCCAGCCCACAUCUACUUCACCGGUCGCAACGUCGACGCAGCCAACUCCCUCAUCGCCAACGUAAAAAAGGUUGCCCCCUCAGUCUCACUUACAUUCCUCGAAAUGGAUUUCAGUUCUCUAGCCUCGGUGAAAGAAGCCUGCAGCAAGUUCGUCCACGACCGUCUCGAUAUUCUGAUGUGCAAUGCUGGCAUCAUGGCCGUGCCGCCGGGGCUCAGCAAAGACGGCUACGAGACUCAGUUCGCCACCAACCACCUUGCUCAUGCUAUGGUCAUCAAACAGCUUCUACCAGUUAUGCUGCGCACUGCCGAACUACCGGAAUCAGACGUGCGGAUUUUGUCUCUGACCUCGUUGGGCUGGAAGGCCCAUCCGAAGAGUGGUAUGAUCUUCUCCGACUUGGAAACGCCACAGGAAUCUAUACUGGGCAACUGGUUGAGAUACGGACAAAGCAAGCUAGCCAACAUCAUCUAUGCCGCCGAGCUCGCGAGGCGCCACCCGAGCUUGAAAACCGUGUCUGUCCAUCCAGGGGUCGUCGAGACGGGCCUUGUUACGAACCUGCCAAAGUGGACUCAGAGGGCUGUCUGCAUAAUCAAUGCUCUUCAGGGGGUCACCCUCAUCAAGCCGGAACAGGGCUGUUUCAACCAGGUUUGGUUAGCUGCUGGGGUCAAACAGAGCGAAUUGGUGAAUGGGGCGUUCUACUUGCCUAUUGGCAUUCUGGCUAAUGAUAAGCUGAACGAUACCGCUAUGAGCGAGAAGUUGGCCAUGGACUUGUGGGAUUUUACUGAGAAGGCUUUGGAUCAGUUUUGAGGACUUUUGCAUUAAACGGUGGUUCUUUUGUAUUUCAAUGCUAUAUGCAUUUGGCUCUAUAGACUAUAGAUUCUACUUCACUUCUCAUCUUAGCAUCUGUGUUAUAUUUUCAAGAAUUACACGGAAUGCUGUGGUAAGCUUAGCGUGGACAUAGAUUGGGAAAUACUUUGUUUCUAACAGUGCAGACAAGUCUAGGGCGCUGCAUUUAUUGUAUAUCGUGAGAUCCGGA